AACUUUUCUUCCACCGUCAAUUCUGUUUCUUGCAACAAUUAAACAAUGAGGAAAGCUAGAAUGAGUCAACUUUGACUUAGUAGCUAGUAGUUAUAGAGCUACAUCAAAUUUUCAGCCAUUUGACUAAAACAAAAACGUACCAAUAUGGUACACCACUCAGUAUGAUCUACACAAAUCUAUCGACGAAGAUAAACCAUGAAAAAAUCCAUCAAACUAAUCAUAUUUCAUCUCAUCUACCUCUAUUUCCUAUGUAAACCAAAGAUGAUCAACAGUAUCGCUUGCUGCAAAACCAUGAAAUGCAAAGGCAUCGACAUCAAAUUUCCUUUCUGGUUAAAACAUCGACAACCCAAGUCUUGUGGCUUCCAAGGAUUCGAUCUAUAUUGCGAUGACAAGCUAGGUCCCCUCCUCGAGCUUCCGAAAACCGGAAACUUCACCGUAAAAGAGAUUUAUCACAGAUCUUAUUCAAGACAUGUAGAGCUUUCGGAUCCGAAUGGUUGUCUUCCACAAAAGUUGUUUUCUCUAGAUCUCGAUAAAACUCCAUUUCGGGUAAGCCAAACCAAGGAAUUUUCGGUGUACAACUGCUCUGUCGAGGCUGUUGACGAGUUGUUUUCCGGCAGUGAUAAAAUUGAUUGCUUAAGUGGUUCAAAUUAUUCGAUAGUAAUUCCAAACUCAAUAAUUAGUUACACCUUUGGUUUCAGUAGUCAUUGCAAGUUAAUGAAGGUUGUUCCUUUACCAGCAAACGGCUUCGUUAACUCCUAUUUCCCAAUACUAUCGAGUCUUCACCUCACUUGGGAUGAUGAGCAAAUGUGUAAGCUACCUGACCGUAGCUGGGUAACACCAGUAGCAAUAGUUUCCUGUUUGAUUCUAAUUUGCGGUUGCUGCUUUUGGUUCGCUCGGAUGUCAAGAGGAAACAACGAACAACCAACUAUUAGUACAACACAUUCAAAUCACGCCGUCUCCCAUGGACAAACUAGUACACCGUCAGAUGUCCCUGGACUCGAUCAAAUCACGAUAAGCUCAUAUCCAGUGGUGGUUAUUGGCAAGAGCAGGCGUCUGAUCAAAUCAGGCGAUGACAAGUGCUCUAUAUGCUUGUCGGAUUACAUCCCCGGCGACACCCUUAAAAUAUUGCCGGAUUGUCUUCAUCGCUUUCAUGUUGAUUGUAUUGAUUUAUGGCUAUCUAAUAGAGCUACUUGCCCUGUUUGUAGAACAACCCCCCCUCACAACUCUUAAGCAGCGUAAUUGUUGUACAUCUUGUCCAGUGAACUGUAUAGAUCGAAAUGGAAUAUACUGCUUGUUCUUUAACUUAACUAUCUUUGAACGGGCAGUUAUAAAUUUAUAUAUUGAAAAGUUUUGUU
Molecule: messenger RNA, 1355 nt
Organism: Spinacia oleracea (spinach)
Lineage: Eukaryota; Viridiplantae; Streptophyta; Magnoliopsida; Caryophyllales; Amaranthaceae
Product: RING-H2 finger protein ATL22-like
Exons: 2
Coding region: 196-1230 (344 amino acids)
Molecular function (GO): polysaccharide binding
Source: RefSeq, a predicted model, not a curated record